AUGUGCAGCAUCGUCAACACGUGCUUCUGCGUGCUGCACCAGGCCGCCUCCAAGAGCCACCUGCUGUCUGUGUUUUCCCCUCUCCCCUCGCCUCCCUCUCAAACCCCAGGUUCUUUUGGAAACUGUCCGCAGCCCUGCGGGUCCCCUGCUCUCAGACCGUCACAUGUGCAGCAUCCCUCAGCACCCCCCAAACCUCCCCCUCCCGCCGAGCCUGACCAACAGCCCCGCGGUCAGCGCGUCACAACCAGAGAAACCGCAGGCAAGGAAGGGAACAGGGAGGAGGACGGGGAGCAGGGCCAGGCAGGAAACAGCAGCAGCAACGGAGCGUCAGUGGGAGCCUUAGGCAGGCCGCACGGGGUGGCGUGUGCAGUGGAGGUGUUUCACUUCCUCUGCUCGCUGCUAGGCCUGGAGGACCAUCAGUCCGCGCUCUUUGCCUCGGGCAUGCUGGCAGACGAUGAUGUCUCGCUGCUCGCCCUCAGCCUCAUCUCCGCUGCUCUCGAGCUCGCCGGGCCAGCGGUGGUGCGCCACCCACGCCUGCUCUCGCUCGUGCAGGACGAGCUGUUUCGGUCACUGCUGCAGCUAGGGCUCUCUCCGAACCUUCUAGUGCUCUCCCAGGUCCUGGCCAUAGUUCAGACACUCUUCCACUCAGCCCGCGCCCAUCUCAAGCUGCAGCUAGAGGCAUUCUACACCUGUGUCAUCGCCCGCCUCGUUGGCACGGCAGGAAAGUUCACUGCAACUUCCUUCGCGCAGCAGGAAGCUGCCCUGGAAGCCCUCCUGGACUUUUGCCGGCUGCCCGAAUUCGCCGUGGAAACUUACGCCAACUUUGACGCCGACCUCACAUGUGCGAAUUGCUUGGAGGAGCUAUCGGGACUGCUGUCGAGAGCAGCGUUUCCUGUGAAUACUCCGCUGUCGUCGCUGCAUGUGCUGGCCAUGCAGGGUCUGCUGGCCGUGUUCCUCCAAGCCUCCUCCCUCCUCCCCUCGCUCCCCGACGCCCGUGCAGUUGCCUGCUUCCUCCGCUUCACACCGGGACUUAACAAAACACUAGUGGGAGACCUCCUGGGCGGGCAUGAGGAGUUUCACGUCCGCGUUUUAGGGGAAUUCGCUAAGCUGUUUGACUUUGAGGGCAUGGCGCUGGAUGCGGCGCUGAGGACGUUCCUGGAGGGGUUUAGGCUGCCGGGGGAGGCGCAGAAGAUUUCGAGGGUGCUAGAGGCGUUUGCAGAGCGGUACUAUGCGCAGGCGCCCGCUGCGUAUGGGUUUGCGAAUCAUGAUGUGGCGUAUGUGCUGUCGUACUCCGUCAUCAUGCUCAACACUGACUUGUAUAACGGACAGGUUCGCCGAAAAAUGACGGAGGAGGAGUUUAUCCGCAACAACCGCAAGAUCAACGAUGGAAAAGACCUGCCCAGGGAACUCCUAUCAGAGCUGUACCACGCCAUCGCACGCAACGAGAUCAAAAUGUCCUCCGAUUCUCUUGACUCCUCCACUCCUGCCUUCCUCAAUUCAGAAUCCCUCCCUCCCGCCCCUCCUCUCCUGCAGUCCUCCUCCCCACCCCGCCCCUCCCCCCCAUCCAAGCACCUCUCCCCACUCUCCCCUCCUCUCUCCAACCUCUCCCUCCCGCGCUCCUCCUCCUCCCUCUUCCUGCUGCAGCUAGACAGAGACGUGUUUGCAGUGGUGGCAGGCCCAGCUAUAGCAGCCAUAUCCGUUGUAUUCGACCACACAGAAGAAGACGAGUCGCUCCUCCGCUGCUGCACAGACGGGUUCUCAGCCGCUGCUGACGUGGCGGCUUUUCACGGGUUCUCAGGCGCGCUAGACGAUCUCGUGGUCUCCCUCUGCCGCUGCACCUGUCACUCUCCGCCUGAACCCCUCCGGAUCGUUGCCAAGUGGCGCAGAUCUAGUGGACAACGCGGCAGCUGUUGCGUUCGGGGAGGACACCAAGGCUCGGCUGGCCGCCGAGGAGUGGGGAGUGGAGGAGGAGGAAUAGCUGUAGGCCCUCUAUCACCCGACGAAGAAGACACAGCCGUCUUCUGUCUCGACCUCCUCCUCGUGGUAACCCUACGUAACCGCUCUCGCGUGCUGCUCAUCUGGCCGCUGCUCUCCUCCCAACUCGCCAUCAUCAUGCAAUCAGCCAAUGCCGGCCCGCCACCUGGCCCACUAGUGGAACGAGCUGUCUUCGGUCUCCUCCGGCUGUGCCGAAAGCUCCUCCCAGCAGCCGAUGAAACCCUAGCAGACGAACUCCUAAGGUCACUACAGCACGUGCUGAGACUCGAUGCUAGGUUAGCUGAUGCGCUCUGUGAGAGGAUCACGCGGGGCGUGUUGGGGAUUGUAAGGGAGGGACGGCAGACCGGGGCGCUGCGGAGAGUGAAGUCCCCGCCUGGCUGGCGAACGCUCGCUGCUCUGCUGGCCAUCACAGCCAGGCAUCCAGACGCUGCUGCACCCGGGUUUGAAGCUCUGUCCUGGCUCAUGGCACCCAUUCCCCCAAGUGCCGCUGCUCCUGGUGCCUCUCCUGCUGCUCUCGCCUCGGAUUUCUCUGCUGGUGGUGCGGUGGAGGAUUAUGGAGAGGUGUGUACGGACGGGCCGCCGUGUGUGUCCCCAUGUAACUUCAUCCCGUUCCUUGAUGCGGCUCGGGACUUCGCUGAGGCUCGGGUGGGAGGUUCGGAGCGAUCGAAGCGGGCAUUGGACCUGCUGGGAUGCUUGAUAGACUGUCUGCUGGAGUGGAGAAUGGCUGGGGAGAUGGAGCAAGCAGCAGAGGCAGACCGACUAGCCACAGCAGCAGCAGCAAUGGCAGGAGCAGCAGGAGUGGCAGGAGGUGGUAGGAUUGAUGGGGACAAUUCGAGCAGUGCCGUUUCAGGGGUAAAUCCUGGUGCGUUCUCCCCUCAGCAGCAGCCUCCCUUGUCAGCCGUCCUCUCCCCCCCGCAACUAAGCCCAAUACCAUCGUCAUCAUCACCAGCAGGGGGAGGUGUAUCUGGGGCAGGUGCAUCUGGAGGAGCAGGGCGAUUCUCAGGGCAGGACCUGGCGGACCUCUGGCUGCGCCUGCUGCACGCGCUGCGCCGGGUGUGCUCAGACCAGAGGGAAGACGUGCGGAACCAUGCACUAGUGUGGCUGCAGCGCUGCCUCCUCGCAGCUGACCCCCUCCACAUGCCCAACACCAUGUGGGCCCCGUGCUUCGACCAGGUGGUGUUUGUGCUUCUAGACGAUCUUUUAGAGGUGCAUUUGCGGGAGAAACCCAAGGAAUACCGGGGUAUGGACGCGUCGCUGCUCCGUGCGAUAAAGACGCUGUCAAAGGGGGUGUUGCAGGUGACUGACGCGUCAGACACGGAGAGCCUGUGGAGCGCCACGUGGCGCGCGGUGCAUGCGAUGAUGCCGCACUUAAAGCCCGAGUUGCUCGUUCCGCCUGCACCGAUUGCACCUGCGCCCAUGACUGCUGCGGGUCCUGCAGGUGUAGGUGGUGCUGGGAUGGAGGGGCAGCUAACAGGAGGAUCUGUAGCGGGGGAGGGUGCGUUGGUUGGUGGGCAAUGA
Molecule: messenger RNA, 3513 nt
Organism: Closterium sp. Yama58-4
Lineage: Eukaryota; Viridiplantae; Streptophyta; Zygnematophyceae; Desmidiales; Closteriaceae
Source: the annotation of a GenBank genome assembly